AUGGCCAGAGACUCGGGCUUCUGGCCAGUUUUCGUCCAGGGCUUCCCUCCGAAGCCCAAGUUUCACCCUGACCAAAUCCCCGACCAUACGGGGCGGAUUGUCCUCGUGACAGGCGGGAACUCCGGUAUCGGAUACGAGACCUGUAAGGAGAUGCUGAAGCACAAUGCCAAAGUGUAUCUUGCCGCUCGUAGCCCAGAAAAGGCUGACGCAGCCAUCGCCUCGCUGAAGGUGGAAACGGGCAAGGAGGGCAUCUUCCUCAAGCUCGAUCUGGGAAGUAUGGCUUCGGUGAAGGCGGCUGCCCAGGAGUUCUUCAGCAAGGAAUCGGAGCUUCACAUUCUAUUCAACAAUGCCGGCGUCAUGGUACCUCCCGUCGAAUUGUUGACAACAGACGAGUACGACCUUCAAUUUGGAACGCACGUCCUCGGGCACUUCUACUUGACGGAGUCGCUCAUGCCGGCACUUCUCGCCGCUGUGAGAACCUCUCCAGAUGGUCACGCGCGCGUCGUCACGACGUCCUCGAGCAGUGUCUACCUGGAACGUCUUCACUUCGAGACGUUCAAGGAUGGCCCUGAGAGAAUAAAGUUGGGCAAAGCCGCAUUGUACAAUCAAAGCAAACACGGUAACGCUGUGAUUGCACGACAGGUAGCAAAGCGCUACGGAGAUCAAGGCAUCGUAUCCAUCUCCCUUAACCCGAGUACCAUUCAGACCUCCCUCCAACGUCAUUUCCCGGCAGUCGUACAUAUGAUCUUGAAAGCUGUGCUUCUGAAGCCGGUCGAAUACGGUGUCCUGACCCAGCUCUUCGCAGGCACGAUGCCCGAGGCACUCAAUUACAAUGGCGAGUUCUUGAUUCCAUGGGCGCGCCUUGGAAGGGCUCACCCGGAGUGCUAUAAUGAUGAGAUCGGUGAGCGGCUGUGGGACUGGCUUCAAGGCAAGGUGCGGGCGUUCGAGGCACGCCAGUCGUAG
Dichomitus squalens LYAD-421 SS1 is the source of this 963-nucleotide messenger RNA. Its product is annotated as NAD(P)-binding protein. The record is from RefSeq and is a predicted model, not a curated record. NCBI's taxonomy places the organism in Eukaryota, Fungi, Basidiomycota, Agaricomycetes, Polyporales, Polyporaceae. The transcript has 8 exons. The coding region runs from base 1 to 963 and encodes 320 amino acids.